UCAGCAAUGGCUUGGGGAAGAAGGUCUUCGAAAAUACUAGCCCUGGAUCAAAUGUCACGAGCUGGUUAUGCCAAUGUGUGCAGUAUUCGAUGGACAGAUUGUAUUGCAGAACGGCUACUCCGAUACGAACUCUAAAACCAGGUAUACUCGUUUGUUUUCAAGGAGAGAGGUUUUCACAACAUUUGCCUACGACUGCGCGUAAUGAGCAUUCCCCUGGCAGGAGUCACAGCAACUAAAUAUCCAGAGUGAAGGGAUCGCGUGGUCACCCGUCGAAACGCUCACCUCCUUUGGUCUGAAUAUGAUUGACGUCACCUCCAUCACUGAUGAUACUCCAGGAUUUUUGGCAUUGCAACUUGAGUCCAGUGGCGUGCCGGAUGUGUCACGCCCUGCUCAGCAGUAUGCGCGAGUGCCGCAGCGAGAGUUGGACGAUGAACAGAGAUUCAUGGAAUGCAUCCGUAAACAUUGUGUUCUGUACGACAGAACUUGUCCCGAACACCGAGAUUGUAGUUCUCGGAACAAAGCCUGGACGGUAGUGUGCAUGGAAACUGGUCAGCCACUCAAUCACGUUAAAAAAAGGUAUAAUACUGUGCGGACCCGCCUUUCCAGGUACGUGAAAGCGGUGUCUAACGGUUUGGGAGAAGGGUGGAUGGGCAGCCUGACUAUGCCCAGGGAGCUUGAGCAUCUGCAUUGGCUUGUUGUUCACAUUCGUCAACGAAAGAGUACUUUGCGUGCUGAGAGAAAGUCUGACAGUCACAAGUGCGCUGCAAGCGCAAGUGAAGAUGAUGUGGACUAUGGGGAUGUAUUCCCGUCGGCUUUUUCCGAUGAAGCACCACUGCAGACUUCGCUCACAUCGCCAUCUUCAUCGUCAUCUUCAUCCACGUUAUCGUCUCCGACAUGGACUAAUCCGCAGCCAGGUAUUGGCAACUUGAUUGCUGGUGGUACGAAAGGGACAAUCGUGACCAAAAGAAUGCGACAUCCACAACAACAGUCUACGGUGCCGGCCUCAACAGCUGAUGUGACCUCCAAGAGGCCACAUGCGUCCUCCAAGCCGUCAGUUGUGCCGCUUGAUCCUAAAACUGCUGCUGGGUGGUGUGAUAUGGAUGACGAGGACGGCUUAUUCUGUUUAAGCAUGGUGAGUCAUCUUAAAAAUCUACCGCCGGCUCAACGUUCAUGGGCACGUAUAAAGUUGCAGAGUGUCCUUCACGACGCAGAGUUUGGUAGUGCCGUGGAGCCUCGGUUCGCUGUACAGACUGCUACAUUACAGUCUCAUCCAGUAUCCCCUGGCCUGACCAACAGCUCUUUAACUAACCCUGCCAUAGAAACAAACAUCCGACCAAGCGUCUUGCCAGUGUCUAACCCGCAACAAGCUAACCACAUGCGUGUCGGUUCUCAAAACACCUGGACAGGUGUCAGUGGAGUUGUAAUCCUGAGAGGAUAACUUGGUAGAUCCUUUAGGAACGAUAAUAUCACUUUGAGGACUACCACUUAUAUAUUAUAUAAUAUAUGGCUUGUAUUUCACAAAUUGGCUAGCAGUUGUGCUAGUAUCAAUAGUGGCAUUAGCCGGAAUGUACAGAUGACUGCAGAACAUUCUGCAUACCGCUUUUAUCCUGGCAAACAAAUAGAAUUACCCUAGGCAAUAUUGCUAGUAUUUAGGAAAGCUAGUUCGAUGCAUGUUCAUGUAUUUUUUAUCGUUCCUCUUAUUUGAACCGUCAUAACAUGUCGCUUCAGCUGAUUCAGUUCAUUUUCAUCUUAAAAUUUAGGACUUUGUUCUCUUUUUUCAUGGUCUCAACAAUCACUCCUGAUUAUAAGUUAUAAAUUAUGUUGUCGCAUUGUCUGUACUGAGUCUAUAUUGUCCACAUCUCUACUCAGAUGCCCUCUGCCAUUCUCUGCCAUCCAUUGCUUUUCCUAGCUUUUCAUUGUGUUUUGCUAAUCACUCUUCAGUGUCUCAAUUCCGAAUACCGGUAUGCCUUUAAACUACAUAGACGUGCCAGCGAUAAUCCUAAGCUUAGCUCU
Messenger RNA from Sycon ciliatum, 2013 nucleotides. RefSeq lists its product as uncharacterized. The transcript is spliced from 4 exons. Gene Ontology annotation, biological process: regulation of transcription by RNA polymerase II. Lineage: Eukaryota; Metazoa; Porifera; Calcarea; Leucosolenida; Sycettidae. Gene Ontology annotation, cellular component: nucleus; transcription regulator complex. The record is from RefSeq and is a predicted model, not a curated record. Bases 299 to 1438 code for a protein of 379 amino acids. Gene Ontology annotation, molecular function: DNA binding.